This is a messenger RNA of Galleria mellonella (greater wax moth), 1451 nucleotides long. Its product is annotated as DNA primase large subunit-like. Lineage: Eukaryota; Metazoa; Arthropoda; Insecta; Lepidoptera; Pyralidae. The record is from RefSeq and is a predicted model, not a curated record. The transcript has a single exon. Bases 167 to 1435 code for a protein of 422 amino acids. Gene Ontology annotation, cellular component: alpha DNA polymerase:primase complex. Gene Ontology annotation, biological process: DNA replication, synthesis of primer.
CGAAGCAGUAUAACUUAACGUUUACUUAUUCUGUGCUCAAACCGAUUAUUGACUUUGACAAAAUAUUUCUUGUUGACUUGACAACGGUGGACUUUUUGAAUAUUUUCCAAAGCCAUUUACUUUUUAUUAAAAUGAAAUAUAAUAAGUAAAAUGAAUUGCAACGACGAUGUCUUUCUUUUAUUUAACUCCUGUCAAAGGAGACUUACCGGUGCACUUCUUGGAAAAAAUAGUUACAAACAGAUUACUAUAUUUGGAAGAUCUUUUAAAGGGUGAAAAUGUUAUUUACAAUGAAUUUGUAGUGGAAGGCAGUAUUUACGAUAACGUAGGGCACUACAUGCUAUGUGUUACUGCAAUUCUAAACAAAAGUUGGGAUUUUGUACAAUUUAUUUUAAAGGCCGAAAUGGAAUUGUUUAGACGACGAAUUUUAUCUAUCUCUGCUUACGACAUGCGAUCGUUCGCUAAAAAGGUGAUACGAUGUAUUAAAAAACAUGAUAAGAUUCCAAGUUUCAUGGAACCACUGUUGGUAAUAAGCCGGCACUUGAUGUUAAAGGAUUUGGCUCAACACAUUUGCUCGUCAUCCCAUUCUAUUGAAUGUACAAGCCAUUGUAUACAAUUAAAUUUUCGACAUUGUCUUCAAUUUAUAGCUAAGAGGCAAGUGGAACUAAGAAAUGGGAUUGUUUACUUACCCUGUGGAAAAUGGAAACAAUAUUUGAUACUGCUCUUUAGUAUGAAUGUAAGACACAGAAUAAUGAAUACAAAUUUAGAACCUCUAAAAGGUGAUCCUCGAGUAAAGGAUUUAUUACUUAAAUUUAAAACACAUCUAGAAAAAGACAGCGACUGUAAUAGCAAUAAAUUGUGCAGUAAAGAUGUUGAUAAAGUAUUAAAAUUCUUCCCUCCAUGUAUGUAUAAUCUACAUUCAAGUUUACGAAAGAAACAUAGAUUAUCACAUUCCCAACGUUUUUACUACACCUUAUUUCUGAAAGAUAUUGGUAUGCCUGUUGAAGAAGCUGUUGAUUUCUGGAAAAGAGAGUAUAGUUUGAGCCCCAAUGGUAGUCAUACUUGUUGUCACAAUUGGGAUAAAGAUGAGAAAAAAUAUGUUUAUGGUAUUAGGCAUAUGUAUGGUUUAGAGGGAGGAAGGAAAAGUUAUUCAUCUGUAAGUUGUCAGCACAUCCAGAGCGCAGAUGUAUCUUGUAACGAAGGAGGCUGCCCAUUUAAGGGUUUUGACAUAGACAAGCUGGUAAAGGUUUUAAAACUUGACCAUAAAGAACCGUUUUUGUCACAAAUAAAUGAACUGAGAAAUAAAAAUCAGUACACAUCUGCAUGUGUUACAUAUUUAAAAUAUAGUCACAAUGUGGCCUGUGAUAACAGUCUUAACUUUAAUUUUACACCUGUUAAAUUUUAUAUGAAAUGUUUUGAGAAAAGUUCUGUCAAUUAAAAUUGUGUUAAAAAUA